CUUGCUUAAGCCACACCUGUUUUCUCCCCACAGCAGCCAAGAGCAUCUCUGUAGUCCUCCCUUGCUUCCUGUGGCCAUAGACUUCAUUUUUUUCACCUACACUCUAGAAGAUUCCUUCUGAGGCAAACCAGCCAGUCUUCAUAAGGGAGGUGCUCCAGGCUUCUGAUCAUCUCUGUGGUCCUCCUCUGGACCCUCUCCAACAGCUCUCUGUCUUUCUUGAACUGGGGGCUCCAGACCUGGACGCAAUACUCCACAUGAGGCCUCACAAGGGCAGAGUAGAGAGGGACAAUCACACCCUGGCCCUUCUGGCCACCUCUCUUCUGAUGGCAGAGGUAUGAUCUAAGGACAUAAAAGCAUAGCUCCAUCAUCCAAGUUAUUUAGGAGCCUACAUAAUCUUAGAUGAGCAUCGAAUGUCUCUUUAAAUCCAUUUUAAUGGAAAACUUGCACUCUGUGAAAACUUAGCCCAAAGGCUAAGAGUUAAUAUGGCAGCUCCAGAGAGUUCAUCCCUAUAGUACCUCAAGAAAAUGGUGGUGCAAAGCAUUCUGCACACUGUGCCAUACAGACGACUCUCUCCAACCCUGCUCUGCAGAGAUAACAUUUGAGAAGGAGAGAAGAACUUCACAUCCAUCCCUGCUGAGUCCUCAUGAGCAGUGAUAAGGAUCUGUGCCAGAUGGGGGGGGUGAUGCCCUCAGCACCACCAGGAGAAGCAGUGACAAAUGCAAGGCUCUGGAGAGCUGCGAUAUUUUUAAGUCCCAACAAAAUUCCUGAAACUCUUUGUUACAUUGGGCUGUUGUUUCUGAAAACAGCAGCAGAUGGAUCACUCAUCCCGUUCUGCGCGACAUUUUCCUACUGCCAUAGAAAGGGCAAAGAUUAGUCUUGCCUCAUCCUUCUCCUUAUUGUGUAAAAGUGUAAACAUGAUGAGAACGCACUGCCAGUGAACAAUGUGACUUUGAACAAAGGUUUUAAUGGCCAAGAGUGUAAUUAAUUUGUUCAAAGCAAAUGCUGCUUUGCCCGUGGAAGUAGAUCUGCCCACAUAUUUCUCAAGUGCAUUAACGGAGGGUGGCUGCAAUAUCUCCCCCACAGUCCAGAAGCACACAGUAGUAAUUAAUAACACCACUUGGCAUUUGUGAUUCACAUAUCAGCAGGCAGGCAGGUGUUGGAGUCAGUUUUGUGGUUUGUCACAGCACUGAGACAACACGAGAGCCAAGUGUGGUCUGGGACGCUCAUGAUUCACUCCUCUGCGUUCUCUCCUCUUCAGAAGCUGCUUGUUGUUUCCAAACAAGAACGCUAUCGUUUCAAGCUUGCCCCACUAUUUUGAGGAAGCAUACACAAACCGAUGUGUCAGCACGCCCCUCACUGCACUCACUUAACUCGACAGCUCGCUGUGCGCGCAGACUAAAAGGCACAAGGAGGCAACAGCAAGCUCCCGAGGGCUCCUCCCCGCUGGACAGCCCAGCACUCAGCUGUGUGGGCGGAAGUGCGAGCCGCGGCGGGGAGGCGGGCCCGGCGCUGUGCCCCUAUUCCCUGCCCCAGCCUCCUCCAGGCCUGGGCGUGUGGCCCGCGCUGCGGAGCGGCAGGUAAGGGGGCGGCGGCGGCGUCCUGCCUGCUCGGCGUGUGCUGCAUCGCCGCGUCUCGGGAGAAGGGCCGGCUCGAGGUAUUCCGCGUCGGCUGGCUUUCUCCUCUCUCUCCUUCCCUGGGUGACUGGCUUGCAAGGAACCGGCUGUUUGAUUAGCAAGAUGAAGCCUGCUAAGCUGCACUACUGGAUUUUGGGUUGUUUUUCUAUAGUAUCAUGUUGCUGGUGUACUUCAGAUCAAUUCCCUCAAAGUGAUAGCCAUCCUCACACCUGGAAAAAGCUGUAUCUUGCUCACCAUUGGCCAGUGACUGUAUGCAAGAUGAGUGCUAAUGAUUGUCAAGACCCUCCAGAAUACUGGACAAUUCAUGGAUUGUGGCCUGACAAAGGUGAAGAAUGUAAUAGGACAUGGCAUUUCAAUGUCACAGAGAUCAAGGAUCUUAUGUCAGACAUGAGACGUUAUUGGCCUGAUGUGAUUCAUUCGUCUCUGAAUCGCACCCAGUUCUGGAAACAUGAGUGGGAGAAACAUGGCACUUGUGCAGCCACGCUUCCAAUCCUUGAUUCUCAGAAGAAAUAUUUUAGUAAAACCCUGGAACUCUACCAGCUUGUUAACCUUAAUGGUUUUCUCCUGAAAGCUGGGAUAAAGCCAGGCAGUACGUACUAUCAGAUGGCUGCUAUAAAGGAAGUGCUUACAGAAUUUUAUGGUAUUACACCAAAGAUCCAGUGUCUUCCUCCAGAAGAGGGUGAAGAAGCUCAAACGCUUGGUCAGAUUGAGUUCUGCUUCACUAAAGAGUUGGAGCUGAGGAACUGCACAGAGCCGAAGGGUGAAUCCAGCCGAAUGCACACCAACUUGCAGCAUGUAACUGAGGAGUUAUCUGUCUGCAAUGACACUCUUCCAGUCUAUUAUCCUUCACAAGUCAAAGAUCGCAAAUGGAGCCUCAAGAGCUUGAAAAACUUCUUCAACUAAAACAAAUGAAUAACAACAAUCCCUUGAAGUCAUACCUUGGCAAGCAAUUUUGACUUAGCAAUAUUACAAAACCUUGCCUGUAUCAGGUGUCCUGGGGGCAUUUCUGCUGGGGGGGAGGGGGGUGGGAAACAACCAAAAAAACUGCUUUGGCCAUUGAAAGAGAAUAGUUUGCAUUGUAAUACUAGCUACACAGGCUGAAGUCUUGAAUUGCUGGUCUGAUACAGAUAAAAUCAGAAUCUGAUUUACAGCUCUGUCUGUACUUCUUGGCUUAUUUUAAUUUGAAUCAGUGUUCAAAUGAGCUGUGACUUCUUAGUUUCAUUUGCAGUUCAAUCUGCCACUUCAGCCACUUUUUUGGCAGUGACUCAGGAUAGCAAGUCAUUCUUUCUUUUAAAAAGAUGCUUAUCAACUUGAGAUGACAGUUUAUUGAAGAGAGUAUUGUAAAAUGAAAGAACUUUGAGAUCUGUCUGGGGCUUUGUGGAAGUAUGUUCUCCAGAAGCACUGAAUAAAGGCCACAUUCUGUAGCAUUAAACCUUUCCUCACUCAGAUCACAGGUGCCCAAAAAUGAUAACCUUUUAACAGCUACUUCUUAUUGGUAUCUCUGCCAAAAGGACCCCAAGUUUGUAUUUGAAGCCUCACCUGUUCAUAGAUUGAUUUUGGUACAGUGACUAAUACCAUCAUGAGGAGUGACUGAUUUUAAAUUGUCUGCUAUUAUAGGAAAAUAUUAGACUCUAGAAAUCCUUAAUUUUUAACAAAUUUGAACAUUUAGCACUUCCAUGGAAGUAUAUGCCUGAACUUCUGUUUAAAAAUAAGAUUGUCAUAUAAUCACUUGGUUCUGAGAAACAGUUUUUUAUAGGUAAGCAGUAAAUACUGCAGGAAUUUUGGUGAAAAGUACAAAUGUGUAAUGGUGGUUUUUUUUAUCCCAUAACAAUAACAAGCCACAAAGUUGCAUGCUUCCAAAUAAGACUGAUUUAAGUGAGAUCCUCUACAAAGUGCUAUGGUGAUUCAGGUGUCUCAGAUUGUAUUUAAAAGACAAUUACAACUCAGAACCAUCUGUUAGAAAAGUGUAUUACUGCAAAAAUAGUAAAAGCAUUGUUAAAGACAAAUUUAUGGUAUCUUUCAGGUUUAGAAACCAUUCAUAUUUUGCUUGUCCCUGUACCUUUCCUUUAAGGCUGUUACCUUGCCAUUCCAGAGUACUGUGGUUUGCUGUUUAUUGGCUUUUUUUAGGGGGGUGGGGGCAGGGAGGUUAAAGUCCUCUCUAGAAAUUUGAGGUUUUUUACUGUAUUAAUACACCAGAGUGGGUAUGAUCUGCAUUUUAUUGUGUUUACAUUUCAGUAAAGUGAGGAUUUUUCUUUCAAACUUCCUUCCUGAGUCAAGGGAUAUACUAAUGUAACAGAUCUGGAGUAUUCUAUACAGGCUUUAAAAUCAACACAAAAGAAGUUUUUAUUCUUUCUCCCUACACCAUUAUUGUCUUAAUGGAAAUACUCAAAAUUGAACUUUGACAUCGAAAUUGUCAAAUUCUGAAGGGAAAAGGCAGAGGAUGCAACAUGUGGUACUUGUUGUAAAGAGGUAUAAAUUCACUGCUGUUUUAAAUAUGGUAGUGUUUAUGGGUGAACUAGUUCCAAGGGGUGUUUGAUUAUGUUAAAUCUGAGGUAGGUGGUUUUUUUUCAGUGCCUUUUGGCUGAAAUUCACCCUUACAUCUUAUUUGAAGUGUGUAACAGGACGAAUCCUGCUUUUGACUGUCUACAGAGUUUCAAGCAAAUUCUAUGAGAAUUUUGCGUACAUUUCUGAGCAGAAGGUGAUUCAAAGACCAGAAAUUAACUGUUAUGCAUUGGUGUUUUUGACCAUGUUUCAGGGAAUGCUGUGAUGAUCCAGUAUUUUCUCCAGGGUUGACUUUAAUAAUUGUGUUCUAUUCUGAUAAGAACAGCGGACAGCACAUUAUAAAACUUCUGUAUAUGUUUGUGUAUGUGUUGUAUAUGAUAUCAUGUCUGUUUGCAACUAAGAACACCAAUACAGCUUGAUUCAGGAGUUGUGUAAGAAGUAAUGUUCAAAAGCUAAUAAAAACUGCAUAAUCACGA
Messenger RNA from Gallus gallus (chicken), 4612 nucleotides. RefSeq names its product ribonuclease T2 (gene RNASET2). The record is from RefSeq and is a predicted model, not a curated record. Gene Ontology annotation, molecular function: ribonuclease T2 activity; RNA binding. Gene Ontology annotation, biological process: RNA catabolic process. Gene Ontology annotation, cellular component: extracellular region. NCBI's taxonomy places the organism in Eukaryota, Metazoa, Chordata, Aves, Galliformes, Phasianidae. The transcript has 10 exons. The coding region runs from base 1737 to 2537 and encodes 266 amino acids.